AUGGGCCUCGUCGAUUACUCCGAGUCCGACUCAGGCUCCGAGUCAGAAGCCCCCAUCAGACCCGCGCCAAAACCAUCACAGACUACAACCAAGAAGCCGUUCCAAAAAGUCGUCGACCGAUCCAACCCAGGCAAAAUCGUCGUCAACUUGCCACAAGCAACCAGUUCCAGCAAGCCCGACGAACCACCCGCGAAACGAGCGCGCACUACGGGCGGAGGACUCUUUUCAGGACUAAACUCAUUUCUACCGCCGCCAAAGAAUGCAGGGAAGCCCAUUACAAAAUCGUCUGGUAGUGCGCCAUCACGGCCGGGCAUCAACUUGAAGACGAGUGCAGCGCCGGGAUUCAGUCGCGACGCCGACGAUGACAUGGCAGACGCAGAAAGUGGUGAAUCCUCAAUACCGUCCGGGGGCAUGAAUCUACCACCACCGAAGAAACAGGAAGCUGCGCCGUCAAUACCCGAAGGACAAAAACCAGCCGACGAGGUGAAGCUAGUUGGGAAACCUCUCAUGUUUAGACCAUUAUCGGUGGGAUUCAACAACAAAAAGAAGAAGAAUAAGCCAAGCUCUACAACACCAAGCACAACAUCUCCAGCGCCAGCCCAAACACCAGCAAACGGAACACCCCCAGUCCCUGCAGCAGAACCGCCAAAGAAGAAAGUAUCCCUCUUCUCCAUGCACACCGAAGAAGAAGGGUCAGAUCCCACACCCUCCUCAUCCACAGGGACAUACGAACCCCUCUUCGAGUCCGCAUACCAACCGGACAUCAACUCAAACACAUACACCGACUACGCACAGUAUCAAACCCACACCACCGGCAACUCCGCCAACAACCCCGAAUCUCUCGACACCAUCGCCAGUGAUUUAAAUCUCUCCGCAGCAGCACGACGAGAGCUCUUUGGCCGGGACGGAGGCAACUUUGCCGCCAAGAAAGUCGUCAACUUCAACAUGGACAAAGAGUACCAACACAACGAGAGUGUCCGCGCAGCCGGAGACCAGCAGGUCCACAAGGCAGUCCGGUCCAUUCAAGGCGGCGGCAAACACAGCCUCAAGCAGCUGGUGCAGAAUGUGCAGAACCAACGAGACGCGCUGGAGGAUAGUUUUGCGACGGCAAAGAGCAACAAGAGGGCUGCGAGCAGCAAGUACGGAUGGUAG
This is a messenger RNA of Pochonia chlamydosporia 170, 1152 nucleotides long. RefSeq names its product stress activated map kinase interacting. The record is from RefSeq and is a predicted model, not a curated record. The transcript has a single exon. NCBI's taxonomy places the organism in Eukaryota, Fungi, Ascomycota, Sordariomycetes, Hypocreales, Clavicipitaceae. Gene Ontology annotation, cellular component: nucleus. The coding region runs from base 1 to 1152 and encodes 383 amino acids.